AUGACCACCAAACCGUCAGCAGCCCCAUGGGCAGAUGAGCCCUUCAAGCUCAUUCCUACGCCUUCCAAGACGUUGGAUAUUAACUCCCAUUCCUACAUCUACCUAGCCUCCGAAAUGGCCUACUCACACAACUGUCUCCUCCGGGGCCUCAACUCCAUCAUCCUUCAAGCGCCGCACAUCUCGCCAGCGGGAUCCCUGGGGUACUCGGAGCAGGACGUGCGCGACCUGCUGUUCUACGUCGCGGCGUGGGUCAAGACGGUGGAACACCACCACCACACGGAAGAGACGUGCAUGUUCCCUGAGAUCGAGGCCUUUACGGGGCGGCCGGGGCUGCUGGAUGGGCCGAAGGGCCAGCAUGAGGAGUUCAAGUCGGGCUUGGAGCGGCUGCUGCGGUAUGCGCAGGAGACUAAGCCUGAAGAGUACCGGUGGGAAGAAGAAGACGGCAAGGGAGGAGGAAUGAAGAGCAUCAUCGAUGCAUUCGCGCCUAGCCUGACGAGACAUCUGUACGAGGAGAUUGAUGUGUUUCUGUCUCUAGGCGAGUUCGACAGCGACGGGCUGCGGGCCUGCUGUGAUAAGGCCGAGCAGGUGGCCAAGGCGACGGGGAACAUCAGUUUGCUGUACGACGUCUUCCCCUGCGUGCUAGGAACAUGCGACAAGACCUACGAAGGAGGCAACAACUUCCCACCUUUGCCGGGGGUUCUGCCGUACGUGAUCAAGUACUGGUUCGGGGCUUAUAACAAGGGCGCCUGGCGGUUCAAUCCGUGCGAUUUCUGGGGGAAGCCUGUGCCGCUGCAUUUUCUGCCGGAAAAUAAUAAGGCGAGUCAAAAUGAUGAUGAUCAUUGCUGCCAAGUGGUGAUACAUCAGUUCGGAAUAUUCUAG
Molecule: messenger RNA, 879 nt
Organism: Rasamsonia emersonii CBS 393.64
Lineage: Eukaryota; Fungi; Ascomycota; Eurotiomycetes; Eurotiales; Trichocomaceae
Exons: 5
Coding region: 1-879 (292 amino acids)
Source: RefSeq, a predicted model, not a curated record